GUCUGUGGGAGGUCCCGGGGGAGGAUGAAGCAGUGAGCGGGUCUGGGCCGCUGCCGGCAGCGCCAUGGAGACGGUGCAGCUGAGGAAUCCGCCGCGCCGGCAGCUGAAAAAGUUGGAUGAAGACAGUUUAACUAAACAGCCAGAAGAAGUGUUUGAUGUCUUAGAGAAACUUGGAGAAGGGUCCUAUGGCAGCGUAUACAAAGCUAUUCAUAAAGAAACUGGUCAGAUUGUGGCUAUUAAGCAAGUUCCUGUGGAGUCAGAUCUGCAGGAGAUAAUCAAAGAAAUCUCUAUUAUGCAGCAAUGUGACAGCUCUCAUGUAGUCAAAUACUACGGCAGUUAUUUUAAGAACACAGACUUGUGGAUUGUGAUGGAGUACUGUGGGGCUGGUUCCGUGUCUGAUAUUAUUCGAUUACGAAAUAAAACAUUAACAGAAGAUGAAAUAGCUACAAUAUUACAAUCAACACUUAAGGGACUGGAAUACCUUCAUUUUAUGAGAAAAAUACAUCGGGAUAUCAAGGCAGGAAAUAUUUUGCUAAAUACAGAAGGACAUGCAAAACUUGCAGAUUUUGGCGUAGCAGGUCAACUUACAGAUACCAUGGCCAAGCGAAAUACAGUAAUAGGAACACCAUUUUGGAUGGCUCCAGAAGUGAUUCAGGAAAUUGGGUACAACUGUGUGGCAGACAUCUGGUCAUUGGGAAUAACUGCUAUAGAAAUGGCUGAAGGAAAACCCCCAUAUGCCGAUAUCCAUCCAAUGAGGGCAAUCUUUAUGAUUCCUACCAACCCCCCUCCCACAUUCCGAAAGCCAGAACUGUGGUCAGAUAACUUCAUGGAUUUUGUGAAGCAGUGUCUUGUAAAGAGCCCUGAGCAGAGAGCAACAGCCACUCAGCUCCUGCAGCACCCAUUUGUCAAGAGCGCCAAAGGAGUGUCGAUACUGCGGGACUUAAUUAACGAAGCCAUGGAUGUGAAACUGAAACGCCAGGAAGCCCAGCAGCGGGAGGUGGACCAGGACGAUGACGAAAACUCAGAGGAGGAUGAACUGGAUUCUGGCACGAUGGUUCGAGCAGCAGGUGAUGAGAUGGGCACCGUCCGAGUAGCCAACACCAUGAGUGAUGGAGCCAAUACUAUGAUUGAGCACGAUGACACAUUGCCCUCACAGCUGGGCACCAUGGUGAUCAAUGCAGAGGAUGAGGAAGAGGAAGGGACUAUGAAAAGAAGGGAUGAGACCAUGCAGCCUGCAAAACCAUCUUUCCUUGAGUACUUUGAACAAAAAGAAAAGGAGAAUCAGAUCAACAGCUUUGGCAAGAGUGUUCCGGGCCCACUGAAAAACUCUGCAGAUUGGAAAGUGCCCCAGGAUGGAGACUAUGAGUUUCUUAAGAGUUGGACGGUGGAGGACCUUCGGAAGAGGCUCUUGGCCCUCGACCCCAUGAUGGAGCAGGAGAUUGAAGAGAUCCGGCAGAAGUACCAGUCGAAGCGGCAGCCCAUCCUGGAUGCCAUUGAGGCCAAGAAGCGGCGGCAACAGAACUUCUGAGCAAGGCCAGGCCAGGAGGGCCCCGAUCCCGCACGGCCUUCGGGGAGCCCGGGAUUGUCACCACUCGAACUUGCUAGCCACCACUCCUGCGCCCUCGUUUCUCCACGGCACCUUUGUGAACUCAGGAAUGUGCGCCAGAGGGAAGGGCCGCCUCGCCACCUUGGUGUGUGGGUCUAAAUCGGUCAGGCGUGUUAUUUCAAAGGACUUCUAUCGGCGCUUUCAAACUCAGAGUUUUCAACCCCAGGAACAGAGACUCCUAGUUGAGUGAUAGCUGGGAAGGUUUUACAUUGUCUGCUGUUUUUCUUCUCUCAAUAGCUUUCAAUUGUUCUUUCUGAAAGACUUUUUUAAAAACUAUAAAUAUGCCUAUAUAUAAAUUAUCGCUAGAUUCCCCACUCAGUGUGGUGGCAUCUCUGUACAGGUACAGUUUUAAACAGUUUGCCUCUUUUCUGUAAGAUUACGGUACUGUGGAACACGAGGGCAGGGACACCGGGGCCGUCAGGGACCCUUGCCUCCCAGGAGCCAACCUCACCCUUUGGCAGAGCUGCACUUAAAAAUUAGGUUCGGGCCAGGUUUCGCCACGGUCUCCGCCUCAUGCGGACCAUCCCCGGCUCCUGGAGCUGUAGGUGACAUCCAAGGGAAAGCUCGGGGGUCGCGCUGACCUUUUGAGUCCCAGGAGAAGCCUGGCACUCUCGUUGCAAAUUGGCCUCUGCGGCUUCAGCGCUUUUCAUCCACCUCCAUCCUCCCAACUGCCCAAAGUUGCAGCACAGACACUGCCCAGUGCCUUAGGGGAGACACGACCCAGUGAGGGGACAGGCCGACCAGGAACUCUCAGCAAACGGGGCUGUGUUCCGCCCACAACCGGGGAAGGUUUUCCAAGUUCUCAUUGUUCAUGUGAAGAUCACACGUGUGGCAUUUUGCUCCACACGCCUUACAGGGGUAGAAGGCAUUGAUUUUGUGAUCUGCAUUCAAAUACAUGACUGUUUUAAAAAUUUUUUUUACUGCUAAGGGGUCUGGAAAGGAUAGUGAACAUCAGGCUAAGAUUUGUACUCCAGGAGCCUCACCCCAGACCCGUGGAAUGCCAGAGCUGGAAGGGGCCCUCGACGUCAUCUGGUCUGACUGAGGCUGGGGGAGGGCAAGUGACAUGGCCCAAGUCACACAGCAAGUUUAAGUAGGAGCGGGACCUACACCUCGGGCCCCUCACCUGGUGCACUGACCAAGCAGCCCCUUCUCCGAGGGAAGAAGCUGACGUCAGUUUGGGUUCAGUUGCACCAGGGAAGCCUGCUAAUGGGAACUGGCUCUUGCUUUGUCACUUCAGUGGGCGAGGCUACGAAGAGAUUCCCAGCAGAGCCAGAUCAUCCCAAGUCAGGAUUCCGUGGCCUCUGCACCAUCUGCCAGUAGCAGACAGGCCUCAUGCAGGCAGACAUAGGGCCAAACGCAAAGCAGAGGGCCCGCAAAAGACAGCACUGAGCCCCUCUGCAGGGUUAGCUCAGGCUACCUGUCAUUUAGUCACACAACAAAGAGGGGACAAAUGUGAAUGCAUUUGGGAAUGCCGUUGGGAAAAGCAAAUGCAUUUUUAUUUUCAAACACCUCUUCCUUUCAGAUCAGGGGCUAUGACCGUGUUGCACCUAAGGAUACUGCAAUUUGACUCCAUAAUUGUAUUUGCUUCCCAAACCUGGGAAUCAAUGGAAGGCAGGGGAUGUUCCUCUUCUGUGGCCAUAUCCUAUUCUCUGCAAUUAAAGCAAGUCUUAAAAAAUGCAGGAGGCCAUUGCUGGUCUGCAGGGCUUGGCCAGCUGAGCAGCUGUGUGGCCGAUGCAGAGAACAGAGGACAGUUGGAGGUUCCCACUGGACUAGUGAAUGACAGCUGGCACUUGUGGACCACUUACGGUUUGCCGGGCACGGAGCUCAGCAGGCUUUUGCUCUCAGCUCCAAACUUCAUGGGGGACUCUGCAAGUUCAGUACUUUGCCUCCACUUAUUAGAUGGAGAAAGUUUCAGAGAGGGAAAGUGUUCUUUCCCAAGCAGCACAGCCAGUAAGCGGGAGACUCAGGGUUUGUAGUGUUGCUGUGUGGGACCAGUACUUACAGGGGAAAGUCUUUUUAAAAUGAAGUGACCACCUUUUCCCGCACAGACUCUUAACGGGCAUUUUUAAGUUGGGAAGCAGCUGAAUUAGUCAAAUCUGAAAGCCAAGUGAGUUUUAAAAACCAAAUCGUGGAGCAGGCUCUCCCUCAUACCAUCUGCUGUGCUAAUUAUAACAGUCCUGCCUCGGUCUCUUUCUUUUUUAAAAAGGACUUCACACUUGGCCAGACAAGGCAUUUUCUCCUAUCCUAAGCUAGAUUAAGUAAAAGAACGUUCAGUUUUUCCCCCAUAAAUAUUCUUGAACCUUGAUCUGGAGUUUAUUUUGUUUCAAGUAUGUGUGCACCCAACAUACUGGUCCAGCAAAGUACAUUGCUCUCCAGUCUAGCGAGACAGGGUCCUUUGCCAGAAAUCAAUUUCUUUUGGAUCAGAUAAACUUCCUGACAAGGUGUGUUUGUUUUCUAGUGACAGGGAGGCAGAGGAGCAAACCCUCAUGUUUUUCCUUGAAUAUGAAAUUCAAGGUAGACCAGUUGGCCUUCAUCGAGCCCUGAGCAAUGGCCAACUGCUUGAGCACUUGUGACCUGAGCUUCCAGGGAACUCACUGCCCAUUACUUGUUCUCUCCUUCUAAGGAACAAUGACCCACACCCAAUGGUGUCUUUAAAAAAAUCUCGAUUCUCUAAAAAUAUCUUAAUGGCUUCCUCAACCAUAAUUUUAAAACAGAUUUUUAUUUUUCUGUUGUCCCUUUUCCCAGCCAUUGGCUUGGUGGAUGAAUGUUUGACUGGCUAGAUAGAUAGAUAGGCAGACCGACCCAAUGCUCUGAAGCAACCUAAGAAAUACAGCCGUCACUUCUUGAGACUAUACAUUCUGAUCCAGGUAACAUUUAUUUAGCACCUAGCAUUUAAAACUCAAUAGCUCUUACCAACAUCAGGAAUGAGAGAGGUCCUUAUAGAUCCUACAGAUAUUAAAAGCCUAAUAUCAUGAACAACUUAAUGCUGAUAAAUUCAACAAUUUCGAUGAAAUGGACAAAUUAAUUGGAAGAUACAAAGUACUAAACUCAAGAAGGAACAGAUAAUCUGAAUAGUCCUGCAUCUAUUAAAACAUAAUAGCUCUGGGAGAUACAGGUAGUGUCCUCUCUUAUAGAAAAGGAAACAGGCUCAGGGAGUUCAGGUCUGUUGCUCAAGGAAACGCAGCAAGAAUAUGGCAGAGCCAGGCUUCAAAUUCAGUUCUGACUUGUACCCCAGUGCCCUUUCUAGUGCACCAUGUUGCCUCUAAGGAUCGCAGCUCCUUAUUUACUGGAAAAUUGUUCCUGCCCGACCCACACCCUUCGACCCCGGCCUUUCUUAGGCACCACGUUUGUGUUUUCAUCAGGAUUAUUGUAGUCAUCAUCUUUGGAAUCCAUGUUUUUAUUUGUGUUUGGGAAAAAAAAACUCUUCCACCAGCUUGCACUCACACCAACUUGGGAAAAAAAAUACUGUUGCAAAUGUACAACUUAAAAAUGUGAAUUUUGUAGCUUUAACUUUUUGUAACAAAAACUAAUUAACACUGGCUUAAGUGCUGACUUGAAAUGCUGUUUUAUAAGAUUUGGAUGUAAAUAAUCACUGAAGUCAGCAGUUUGUAUAUGUAUGAAACAGCUUCCUUCAUUGCCUUUUUUUUUUUUUUUAAUUUGAGAUGCUUCCUAAGUGCUUUUAUGUUGGAAUUUUUUCUCUCCUUCUUCCUAUACC
Molecule: messenger RNA, 5321 nt
Organism: Pteronotus mesoamericanus
Lineage: Eukaryota; Metazoa; Chordata; Mammalia; Chiroptera; Mormoopidae
Gene: STK4
Product: serine/threonine kinase 4
Exons: 11
Coding region: 65-1528 (487 amino acids)
Biological process (GO): intracellular signal transduction; regulation of MAPK cascade; protein tetramerization
Cellular component (GO): cytoplasm
Molecular function (GO): ATP binding; protein serine/threonine kinase activity
Source: RefSeq, a predicted model, not a curated record